CAAUCCGAUACUAGUAAAUACGAGUAAGUACUCGAUACUUUUCAUUCGAUACCAAUUACAAAUGGCAUUGAAACAAUCUUUCGAUACUUACUCGGUAUCGAAACAAAAAUACUUGGUAUCGAAUCGAAUCACAAGGGUCAUUAUAAAAAAAUAUUCGUGCUGCCGAACGCAUCGUAUAGAAUGAGUGAGCGAAAGCCCUCUCGCUCGGUUAUCGGUAACUCAGGACACCAUUGGUCGUGUGCGCGUGACGUGACGUGUCACGUGACUCGCGCCAAGCGAGCCGAGUGGAGCCGACCAACGCCGAGACUCUCCGAUCGAGAAGCAGAAGGCAGGCAGCCAUUGUUGUUUGUUUUUCGUUUCGUUAUUUAAACACACGCGUGAUUGUUUGCGAUUACGAGUAAUUUAAUAUAUAGUAGUUUAAUGUUCUAAUGUUGUCAUGGCACCACCAAAAUCAAUAAUAUGGACAUAUUUUACUAAAACAAACGAAACAGUGGCAAAAUGUAAACAAUGUUUUAAGUCGGUGAAGUAUUGUGGCAAUACGUCUAAUUUGUUCAAGCAUUCCAAAACUCAUGGACUCUCUGUUGAUAAAGGCAAAUUACAGAAAAUAUCAGAUAAAGGGACAAAUCAAAGUUUAAAAAGUACAGUCUCGUUGGAUAGCUCAAAGCAUUCAAUGGAAGAUGAUCUAUCCCAACCAUCAACAUCAAAAGUACCAGAAAAUAAUCCAGAUCACGAUGAUGGCAACAGUAAAACUUCAUUGACUAGAACGAAUACAGAUGAUGGAAGUGGGCUUUUUCUGAGUAGUUCUAUAAAAGAGGCUUUCGAUAGAAUUUCAUCCAUUAAAGCUGGUGGCACAAAGUAUAACCGAAUUAUUCAAGCCUUAAUAUUUUUAUCUGCAAAGAUAUGAGACCAUUUCAUAUAGUUGAGGGUGAAGGAUUCUUAAAACUUAUGAAAGAACUGGAACCUAAUUUUAAAGUUCCUAGUUCCAAAUAUUUAAAGAAAAUGACUACGGAAAAGUACGAAGCUUGUGUUGCUAUUUGUAAGUCUAGAUUAU
This is a messenger RNA of Spodoptera frugiperda (fall armyworm), 1051 nucleotides long. RefSeq lists its product as uncharacterized. The transcript has 3 exons. Gene Ontology annotation, molecular function: DNA binding. NCBI's taxonomy places the organism in Eukaryota, Metazoa, Arthropoda, Insecta, Lepidoptera, Noctuidae. The coding region runs from base 437 to 904 and encodes 155 amino acids. The record is from RefSeq and is a predicted model, not a curated record.